AUGGCGGCAAUGCUGGGCCAUGUAUUGUCCACGGCCAAUACCGUGCGCAGGAUGGCCACGGGGGAGGCGACUGCCGCAGCAGAGGAGCAACACAAGCUAACUGAUUUCCUAACGACGCUGGUAACCUAUCCGGCGCUGUACAUCUUUGCAACUGCCAGUGCUUCGGAACCUCUGGGCGGCGAGGUGGCGCCCGAGGCCGUACAUGCCGUGGGCAAGGGCCGCCGCGCCGGUGCAACGGCUGCCGCAGCGGCGGCGAUCAAGAGCAUUGCCCCGCCGAUCCUGCUCGGUGGCAGCGGCGGGGGGGCAGCGAUUGAGGAUGUGGCGGGACCCGUGAUGGCGCUGGCUCCGGAACCUCGCUACCGGCUGUCCGACUUCCCCGAGGGGCGUGCGCUGGUGGCGCUGGAGAGGUGGUGUCGGGAGCCCGUGUUCCUGAGCCUGGGCGUGGAGCUGUGGGCGCACAGCCGAGAGUACGCUCGGGGCUUCAUUGCGGCGGGGGUGGCACCGCCUUGGCUGGCCGGCAGCUUAGGCCCUUGGUUGGAGUCCUUCCCUGACGCCGCCCCCCCCUUGGGGCUGGAGGGGGUGGUGGAGGCGGCUGUACGGGAGGCCAGGGAGGGGGCUCGGGCGGAGGAGGAGAGUAUGGCCGCGGGUGCUGGUCCCACGGUGGCGGGGGGUCCGGCGGCGGUGGGGUGGGAGGGCGGUCUGCCGCUGCGGCGUCUGGCGGCGGCCGCCAGCCCCAACCUGGCGCAUAUCAGUCGUCAGCUGCAGCAGCGCUACCGCCUCACGCGGGGACGUACGUGGCUGGAGUUUGCACAGAUCUUUCUGGGUAUUUUCCGUUCCUGGUUGCGGCUCGUUGCUGGCUGCUUCUCGCUGGCGGCCAUGAUGUUGCGGCUGCUGGGUACCGGGGCCACCGUGCUGAGCGGGGCGGUGGCCUUCACGGUCAUCUUCUCCAUAGCGCUGUCGGUGCUGUCGGCGCUGCUGACGGUGGCGGCGACUGCGGCAGAUGCCAUCGGCUCACUGCUACGCACACUUGAGGUUGGGCAACCGGGGCGUCGUUCCGCCCCCCUGCCCCCCCCGCCCGUCCACGUGCUGGACCACACAUCGCAUCACAUCACGUGUGCGGUGUUUAUUGUGUUGUUUAGCUAA
Volvox carteri f. nagariensis is the source of this 1143-nucleotide messenger RNA. RefSeq lists its product as uncharacterized. NCBI's taxonomy places the organism in Eukaryota, Viridiplantae, Chlorophyta, Chlorophyceae, Chlamydomonadales, Volvocaceae. The record is from RefSeq and is a predicted model, not a curated record. The transcript has 8 exons. Bases 1 to 1143 code for a protein of 380 amino acids.